AUGGCAUCUACAUCGUCGGAUCAUUCCAGAAUCAUGGCGGGCCUUCGACACAAGAUUCAGCCGCGAGGCACGGUCCGCCGGUGGACCGCGGACGGCGAGAGAGAGGGAAGGGCCUCGGCUACUGUGACCGGCGAAGAUCUGGUGGAGAAGCUGAGGGAGUUGAAGCCGCAGAAGAACUGCUUAUACGACCGCUACGAUGCCUUCCAGACCUACUGGAGACACCCUCUGGUGCGCCUGUUCUUCGUCAUCGCGCUCUUUCUGCUGGACCUCUACGUGUUUGGGGAGGAUCCCACCACCUACUCGAUGACGCCUUGCCUCUCGUCCCUGCUGGGCCCCCUGGUCAACCUCUUCCUCUUCCGCAUGUCCUUCGAUCAGCUGAAUCGCUGGCUGGCGCUGCGCCUGCUGCUUCUGGCAUCCUUUGUGUCAGCAGGCAUCCUGCUCACCCGAGCGCUCAAGCGUCGGCUGGCGCUGCGCUUCGAGAUGUUCACAUACAGGGGCAGUACCUUGGUCAUCGGAGCUGUUGGGGUGGCGGUCAGCCUCAUCCUCAGUGCGCAGGUGUACAACUUCAUUCGGUGGGCCACGGUCACCCGGAACGCGGAAUGCAAGCAGCCGGUCUGUGACCGGGAGUGGCUGAGCAACGACCUCCACAUUAGCAACAGCCUCUUCGCGCGGCUGACGCAGUGCGGGGCCUUUCUGGCCGACAGCCUCGCCGUGUUCAUGGUACUGGACCUGAUCCUCCAGGAUGAGAGGACCUACAUCAACAGCGGGCUUCGGGUCUUCAGCAACUACGACCUCAUAGGCUUCUGGCUGAAGAACCGCGGCCGCAUCCUUUGGGGAAGCUUCGGCGUGGUGGCGGUGUGGGGCGUUCGCUCGCUGCUGACGAGCAACGAGACGCUGCUGCGGUACCAGACGGCCAAGACCGCGAUCACCAGCGCGCACCGGUCCAACAUCGGGCGCAUGGCCGUGGCCGGGCUGCUGCUCAUCAUGGACAUCUGCAUCGUCACGCAGGACCUGGAUUUCCCGCACUUCGAGAACUCGGUGGAGCUGAAGAUGUUCGGCACGAACGUCGCCUUUGAAGGCUGCUUCAUCAACUACAUCCAAGUCUUCGUCUCCAUGCUCUUGGAUCUGAACUGCCUCUACACCAUGGGCUGGUACAUGCCGAUGUACUAUGGGCAAUAUGUCAAAGACGGCACGGAUCGGAUUUGUUCUCUAGGCCCUUCGCACGUCAACGACAAUGCAGAGCGCUGGGCCCGGGCUGACCGGAAGAAGUACUAUCAAUGCGGAGGCAGUCUCCUGUCUUGCCCAGAGCUGGACUAUCCCACGCCGAACUAUGCCACUUGCGAGCAUCCGGAUCAGCUACUGCAGUCCCGGUAUUAUGAAGAUGUGAAGAGCCGGACCGCCUUGGCAAUUCUGCCUUUUGCCGUUGGCCUCCUGGUGCUGUGCACCCUCUUCCGCCUGGCAGGGCGCUCGGCCGAGAACCUGUGCCGACGCGUGGUGAUCUCCAACGCCUUCGCGGCCAGGCGCUCCGAGGACGCCCGUUCCGUGGAGCUUACCGCCAUGGUCGUCGACAGCUUUGCAAAUCGGCCGUCCAUGGCAAGAGACCUGCAGGCAGACCAGGCGGAGGCCACGAUGCCGUUCCGCGAGAAUGUCCUGGAAGAGGUACCCGAUGGCGGCCUGGUUGCUGACAGGGUGAUUGUGGUCACCGCCGGGGGGGUGAAGGUCUUCGAGCUGCAAGACAAUCCGCGGUCGCCGGAUGAGGGACUGGACGGCACUUGGCUGAGGCCCCACGUCUUCUGCCGAAGCUUUCGGCGGUGGUUCUGGGCUUCCAUACGUCGGAUGCAGGGCCGCCUCGCGCAACGAGCUCCAGGCUCGCCAGCUGUCGCGGCGGUUGAACCGCCCGCCCGUGAGCCGCCACUUGUGGAGGUCCCACACGCGCGCGUGACGGAUCUGAAAUGGAUGCUGCGCAGCCUCGACUAUGUCAGGCAAGAUGUGCCGUUCAACUCACUGGAGCUGCUCUGGCAGGGUAGGCUCCUGCCAGAUGAGGUUCCCCUUCGUUCGCUGGGGCCGGACCCGGUGCUGUACUUGCUGUACGACCGCUGGUCCCUACGCCGCAAGCGCCUUGCCGUCUGGAGGGCGAAGUCGCGCCGCGCCGCAUGA
This is a messenger RNA of Symbiodinium natans, 2157 nucleotides long. Lineage: Eukaryota; Dinophyceae; Suessiales; Symbiodiniaceae. The record is from the annotation of a GenBank genome assembly.